AUGGCGAGCGUCCAGCCCGCCGCCGCAGGCCAGGCGACCUCGGGUUCGCACCCGUACACGUGCAACUCUUGUCAGGUCGCCUAUCGCAAUAUCGAUCUUCAGAAGACGCACAUGAAGAGCGACUGGCAUCGGUAUAACCUGAAGCGACGAGUUGCCUCUCUACCUCCCAUCACCGCCGAAGUCUUCACCGAAAAGGUUCUCAAGGCCCGUGCUGAUACCACCGCCGAAGCCGACAAGGCGCUGUUCGAGCGUGCCUGUGAGCCAUGCGGAAAGACGUACUACAGCGAAAAUGCCUACCGAAACCACCUGUUAAGCCAGAAGCACAAGCAAAACCUGGCUAACCCGCCCAGGAAGCAUGAUGACGAGACGACGUCCGUGAUGAGCUCGACGUUUUCUCUCGGCGAGCCAGCGUCUGCUGCGGGUGAGGAUGUCGACUCUGCUGCUGAGGACGAGUUCAACCAAGUGAUUGAGGGCCUCCAAAGGGCAAAGGUUACUGAGCAGCGACCCUCGCCCGUGAAGCGGCCGUCAAACCCCCACCCCACUGCCGAGGGCGAAAACACCAACACCGAAUCCACUCCGACGCCUGUUCAAUCUGGAUCUGACCGAGUGUGGACCCUCAAUACCUGCGUCAUCUGUAACUACGAAUCCUCUUCGCCCGUCCUGAAUACUCAGCAUAUGGAGCGCAGUCACGGAAUGUUCAUCCCGGAGAAGGCGUACCUCGUCGAUCUGGAGGGCCUCAUCCGGUAUCUGCAAGAAAAGGUCGGCGAGGAUCACCAGUGUCUCUACUGCGGCAAGUACAAGAACGGCCUCUUUGCUGUGCAGACUCAUAUGAGAGACAAGGGCCACUGCAAGAUUCCAUACUCCACGGAUGAUGAUCAGCUGGCCAUUGGCGACUACUACGAUUUCAGAAGCACCUAUUCCGAUGGAGAGGAUGACGACGAGUCGGACAGCGGCUCGACGGAAGACGGCAAUGGAGGAGCCAAGCUGGGCGGACGACGGGAGACCAAGGCUACCGGCGAAGACGGAGAAGAGCUGGAGGAGGGAGAAGACGCCGAUGGCUGGGAGACUGAUAGCUCGGCUUCAUCUCUUGACUCGGAGGACUUGACUGCAGUUCCCGCCGAAGGCCACAUCCACCAGUUUGAGCGGCUGAGCAAGCACGCCCACCACAGCACAAACGGCACUCAGAAUCAUCACCAGGCUGACGGAUGGCAUUCCAAGGCCCACAAGCACACUCGCGCGGCCUUCUACGACGAGUUCGAGCUGCAUCUACCGUCUGGCAGAUCAGUGGGCCACCGUUCGUUGAACAGAUACUACCGGCAAAACUUGUGGAACCACCCGUCGGCAGAGGAGCGCGAAGAGCAGCUGCUGCUCGAGGCUGCGCGGAACGAGGACGGCGUCGAGCCCAACAGCGAGAGCCAAGUCGCCGUCAUCAAGAACCGCAGACGCGAGAUGGCUCCCCGUGGUACCAUUGGCAUGGCUGGUGUCCCCGAUGCGGUGAAGCGCUCGGUGCGCAGGGACGUGCAGCGCAACCGGGACGUGGAGCAUUAUCGGGCCAGGAAGACGGAGUGGUCAUAUUCGAAGAAGCAAAACAACCAGAAGUACUACUACUACCGCGAGAACGGCGGUGGUUAG
Trichoderma citrinoviride is the source of this 1632-nucleotide messenger RNA. RefSeq lists its product as hypothetical. The record is from RefSeq and is a predicted model, not a curated record. Gene Ontology annotation, cellular component: preribosome, large subunit precursor. Gene Ontology annotation, biological process: ribosomal large subunit biogenesis. The coding region runs from base 1 to 1632 and encodes 543 amino acids. Gene Ontology annotation, molecular function: zinc ion binding; nucleic acid binding. The transcript has 2 exons. Lineage: Eukaryota; Fungi; Ascomycota; Sordariomycetes; Hypocreales; Hypocreaceae.